GCAUGGUCCAUUCUCUCAUUUGUUUGAGGACAAGUUCAUGCCUAGAGCCAAUAAUGUCCAGUGGAAGCAUGAGGAUGCCUCAGUUCAGAUGCUUCGGCAUAUUGUGAACAACAGCGGACUGGGAGAGGAGAUGACAAGAAAUCACAUGAAUCCAGAAGAAGACCUUCCCUUUAUCGAGGAACUAAUCAAGGGGGUGCAGGCUUCAGAUAGUCAGCAUGAAGAGAGAGCCAGAAACAAACCUUUCCUGUAUGAGAUUGUGGUAAAUCAAUUGAACGGUGUUGAUGUCCGCAAAUGGGACUAUCUUGCACGAGACUGUCAUAAGCUUGGCAUCCCAAACAACUUUGACUAUGAACGCCUGCUUGAGUUUGUACGAGUGUGUGAAGUGAACAGGGGUGAAGAGGACAGCGAACGACACAUCUGCUUCAGAGACAAGGUGGCAGAUAAUGUUUAUGACAUGUUUCACACCCGAUACACACUGCAUCGUAAGGCCUACAAGCACAAGAUAUGCUAUAUCAUUGAAGAAAAGAUUGCAGAGGCCUUGUGGGCUGCUAGAGAGUUUCCAGACUUACGUGCAAAUGUGGAAAACUUAGACAUGGAACACUACAGCAAACUCACAGAUCACAUCUUUAACAAAAUCCUGCAUUCUCCUGAACCUGCCUUGAAUGAGGCUCGAGGCAUCCUAGAGGACAUCGUCCACAGACGUCUACCAAAGUUUGUGGGAGAGGCCCGACUGAAGGAAGAGGCUUAAUGGAAUCAGAAUCAUGUGACGGACAGCUGGAGAGACAUGUGCAGAGACAACAACCUGAAUGCACAGCACUUCCAAAUUUAUGUUCUUGACAUGGGUUUUGGUAUAGUAGGAGGAAACCUCCUUGACAAUGUCUAUUUCUACAACAAGAAGGACCCGAACACAGCCUUCAGGAUUCAGUCGUAUCAGGUGUCCAGUCUGAAGCCAGUGCAGUUUCAUGAGAGGCUUGUGAGAGUUUACUGUACAAACAUGGAUCAGAGGGUUCAGAGGAAAGCUGAGCAACACUUUCAUGAAUGGUGCACAAACAAUAGAGGCACCUUCAUUCAUUUCGGGCCUGUUUUAGAUGAUGACUCUGGAGAAGGAGCAUAUUGAACCACCAAGACAUGCUGAAAACAGAACAUAAGAGUCACCAAACGACUAUUUUAUCUGCUCUUAAAAGCAUAUAGAUCAUGUAAGUCUACACAAAAUAUCUAGGACAUAUAUAUGUAGCUAGAGGGUAAUUACUAUAUAUCUAAAUUACAGUUCAGUUUUGGCUUUUGGCUUUUGUGCUGUGGUGCUUGUUGUGGUUUUGCAUGGAACCCAUCAAAUGGAUUCAGACUUCUUGCUAUUUAUUUGAUUUACAUAACAUUAAGACAUGAUUAAAGUAAAGUUAAAUUGUGAAGUAGCAGCUUUUUUUUUUGUUUUGUUCUUGGGGUUUUAAAAUGGAUUUUAUCAU
Sinocyclocheilus grahami is the source of this 1460-nucleotide messenger RNA. RefSeq names its product deoxynucleoside triphosphate triphosphohydrolase SAMHD1-like. The coding region runs from base 38 to 748 and encodes 236 amino acids. Gene Ontology annotation, cellular component: nucleus. Gene Ontology annotation, biological process: dGTP catabolic process. The record is from RefSeq and is a predicted model, not a curated record. The transcript has 12 exons. Lineage: Eukaryota; Metazoa; Chordata; Actinopteri; Cypriniformes; Cyprinidae. Gene Ontology annotation, molecular function: dGTPase activity.